Molecule: messenger RNA, 1786 nt
Organism: Phalacrocorax carbo (great cormorant)
Lineage: Eukaryota; Metazoa; Chordata; Aves; Suliformes; Phalacrocoracidae
Source: RefSeq, a predicted model, not a curated record
GAGAAGGAGGAAGAAGAGCGGGCAUCCCUUGCCGCCUCUUGCUCCCCGCCUGCCGGCUGCUAGAAACCGCCUGGCUCUCUCUUUCCUCCACCCGCCCCGCCUUUUGCAGGGUCUGAGCCCCCCACCCCCGCGCCCACGCCUGCCCGCCGUCACGCGUGGGAGGGCGCGGCGGGGCUGCCGGCGCGGGGGACGCUGCCGCCUUAGCGGAGCGGUCGGCGGAGCGCGGCUCAGAGCUGCUCGGCGGAGGGAGGAGGCAGGACUGCUCCUGCCCGCUGGCCCGGACCCUGCCCCUGCCCUUGCAUCAGCCCCGGCCCCGGCCCCAGGCCACCCUCCGGCUGCGGCUCCGCCGAGGGGAAGCCGAGAGGUGCCGGGCGUCGGGGGCCUCCGCGCCUCACUGUCCGGGAAACUUCAGGCACUUCCCGGCGAGCAUCAUCCCCCUGCCCCGAGGGGCCGCUUCGGUGAACGAAAGUGGUCCCUUGCACACCAGCAGGAUGGCGCGGACCAUGAGACCCGACGACAUCAACCCCCGGACGGGGCUGGUGGUGGCUCUGGUCAGCGUCUUCCUGGUGUUCGGCUUCAUGUUCACUGUGUCCGGCAUCAAGGGAGAGACCCUAGGAGACAUCCCGCUGCUGGCCAUCGGGCCGGCCAUCUGCCUGCCGGGCAUCGCCGCCAUCGCCCUCACCAGAAAGACCGACGGCUGCACCAAAUGGCCCAAGAACAAGUGUCCGUGCUGCAAGCAAGUCAAGGACCGGGACGUCAUGGAGCUGCUGAGGACUCCCUCAGACCUGGAGUCUGGCAAAGGGAGUUGUGACGAGCUGGCCAAGAAAGCAUACCAGAAAGACAGGAAGGUGCUGCGGGGUGAGGACUCUGUGUCCAUCUGCACCACCACCACCACCACCACCAUGGGAGAGUGCAAGAGCCUCAUCAGAAAGGUGGAGCAGGAGGAGAUGCUGAGAUACCUGGAGACCUGUUACCCAGAGAUGCCAGGGAAUGUGUUCGUGGGAGAUGGCUCCACAUACAGUGCCUUGGAGAAGAAGAGCUCUUCUCCCACCAGGGACAGCGCUGCUUGCCCUGAUGUUGAAGACAACAUUUUUGUUGCUCCUAAAGACAGUAUCAUUGUCUGCUCGUACAAGGAGAACAGCCCUUAUGACAGAUACUGUUGUUACAUAAACCCUGCUGGAGUCAACUCAGACCAGGAGACCAUAGUGUGAAAGAUGCAUACUUUAUAUAUAUGUAUGUAAACAAAAACUACAACUUCCAUUUCUUGAUAGGGGAUAAUAUAGCUGACUGCACUGCAUGGGACAAUCCUGAUACUAUUACAAUUUAACCUGGUAUGUGACUGAUACUUAAACCUUUUGUGCCUGAAAUACUCUUUCUGUAAGUAAACAAGCAUGUUUAAAGGUUAAAUAAUUCAAUUCUUCAUUUUGGAAAAAAGAAGUUACAUUUUCAUUUCAUUUUUCCCUUUUCCCUCCCUUUUGUUUUCCUGCUGCCUAUUGUAACCAAGCCUGUAAGCACACUGGCAGGAGGGCAGCAGUGGCUGUCAGCCAAGAUCAAGAGCUGGAUCAAAACUCCAGAGCUGUCUGUAUGAAAAAACGUGGUGCUCUGUGGCUGAAUGGGUCUUAGAACUAGUGUCACCUCAUUUUGGAAGGGAUUGAGACAUGUCAGCAUGCACUCCAGUAGCUGGCUGAUAUUAGGGAGUGUAGAAGUGAUUUGUCUCUCUUCCUUCUUCUUCCUAGCAGGAUUUUAUUUUCCUCUGCUUCAAGGAUUGAUGUGCUGACCCUGUGGG